AUGUCACCUAAAUCAGUCCCUGAAGGUAUCUGGGCCGACCAGCCCUUCAAACUACUGGAUACGCCAGGCAAAGACAAGCCACUCUCCGACCCCGUUGUCUAUGUAGCCUCGCACAUGGCUCUUGUGCACAACACCUUCAUCCGUGCGCUAAACAGCAUAUACUUGCACGCUCCCCUUAUCGCUCCCGGCAACAAGAGCCUUGCCCGCGAUAUGUUGACUUAUUGCCAAUGCUGGGUGGCCCUAGUGGCCCUGCAUCAUCAAGCCGAGGAGAACUUCCUCUUCUCGGCUUUUGAGAAGCGUAUCCCAGCCGCCAAGGGUAUUCUAGCUACCAAUGUGCGCCAGCACGAUGAGUUUCAUAGUGGUUUGGAUGCGUUCAAAAAAUAUGUUGAGAUAGCUCUUGCAGGAGGCGAGCCGUAUUGCUCAGAAAAACUUCUGAAGCUAGUUGAUGCGUUCUCAGAGCCGCUGAUGAAGCAUUUUGCUGACGAGAUACCAACAUUGAUGCGGAUGCAAGAGGCAGGUCAGAUAGAAGAGGUCAUGAAAAUACACGAGGAGUUUGAGGUCAUUGUGCGGAAGGAUAUUGAUGCGUCAAAGGUUGGCCCAAUGACACUGCUCAACGCUGACAAGACCUUUGAGGGCGGCAAACAUCCCUUUCCCGUCAUGCCCAAGUUCGUACCGUACCUGAUCAAAUAUCUUGUCUCGCGUAAGUAUGCCGGCGCCUGGAAAUUUGGCUCGUGCGACUAUUGGGGCCAGCCGGUCACGCUGUUCAUGAAUACACCCGAGGGGAAGCAGGCCCUUAAGGCGGGUAACGAGUAG
Molecule: messenger RNA, 813 nt
Organism: Penicillium daleae
Lineage: Eukaryota; Fungi; Ascomycota; Eurotiomycetes; Eurotiales; Aspergillaceae
Product: hemerythrin domain-containing protein
Exons: 3
Coding region: 1-813 (270 amino acids)
Source: RefSeq, a predicted model, not a curated record